This is a messenger RNA of Syngnathoides biaculeatus (alligator pipefish), 1977 nucleotides long. Its product is annotated as histone H2A-like. Gene Ontology annotation, cellular component: nucleosome. NCBI's taxonomy places the organism in Eukaryota, Metazoa, Chordata, Actinopteri, Syngnathiformes, Syngnathidae. Gene Ontology annotation, molecular function: protein heterodimerization activity; DNA binding; structural constituent of chromatin. The record is from RefSeq and is a predicted model, not a curated record. The transcript has a single exon. Bases 1211 to 1597 code for a protein of 128 amino acids.
GAGCGUGCUCAAGUUUCUUCACCCCCCCCCCCCCAACGGCUCUUUUAAGAGCCACGUCAUAAAUGGCUAAAGACCGGUUCCUGCUUUGAUCGGUGUGACUUGCAAGGCCCACACCAUCGCGUGGUCGUAUCGCGGUUGUUCAGUUUAGAGUGCUAGCUUGACUCAAACGUUUAGUGCGAACGAUAACGACCUUAGCGUCGCAAGUUAUGCGUGUAACUAUUUGAAUCUAAAGUAGCCUGACUUACUCGUAACAGUAUGGACGUCGGGCGUAGUCCCCCCCCCCCCCAUUUUAAAUACUAUAAAUGGUUGGUUUCCAAUGACGUCACCACAGUCCCUGGACUAAUCGGGUAAACUGGGGGGGGGGUGUUUCCGCGUCACCUAUUCCCCCCCCCCCUUGUUCUCUGACCUCUUGACACACAAAAUGACGGAAUUGGAAACCUAUUCGUUGCAGUAAGUUUCCUGCGCAUAAGCCUCAAAGGCAAUCCAGUUGCAAACGUCACUAAGACUAUUUUUCAAUCCAUUUCACUUUCCUUAUUGGUUAAACGGAUAGGUUUCAAAUGAUGUCACCACCAUCUUUAAACCAAUCUGAUAAACUUAACGAUAGAAAAAAAAAAAACAAACCACGCUUCACUUCACCUAUCACUUGUGUUCUCUGAUCUCAAUGACACACAAGAUGGCGGAAUUGGAAACCUUUCCAUAGAUUUCCCUGCUGUGCGGUGACUAGUGUAAAUGCCACUACUACCUCUGAAGACAUGAAUUCUUAGCAAAAUGUAAUUAAGUUCGGAAAGAUUCAGUGUGAUAAGAGUAUCACUAGAAAGAAUCACAAAUAUUCCAACUGUCGACGGAGGCUUCAACUUUUAUUCGCUAUUAAACACUUUAGUGGAGUUCACUAAGUAUUAAGCACAAUAUAAGAUUUUUCCAAGCAUUGGUACAGUGUUCAAUGUAUAAUACACUUAUCGAAUCGUGAAGUGCAGUUUGUGUAUUUAGGCACAGUGUUAAUGUUAACCUUUCUUUGAACACAUUUGUAAUGGCAUGUAUAUGAUUACGAUUUUGGAAGGGCAGGAGUGGGGAACCACAAACGCUCUUUGUUGAUUGGACAACAGUUUUCCCGCUUCAACUAGCCAAUCGUUGAGCAGAGUGUGUGUGCAUAUAUUGACUGCUCCCGAGUUAUUCUGAUAAUUUGGGCGCUGAGAAUUGAAGGUUUGCCAUUAUGUCUGGACGAGGGAAAACAGGCGGAAAAGCCAGAGCUAAAGCCAAGACUAGGUCUUCGCGUGCCGGGCUGCAGUUCCCGGUCGGUCGUGUCCACAGACUGCUGCGCCGAGGCAACUACGCUCAACGAGUGGGUGCCGGGGCGCCCGUCUACUUGGCGGCUGUGCUCGAGUAUCUGACCGCCGAGAUCCUGGAGCUGGCCGGCAACGCGGCACGUGACAACAAGAAGACCCGAAUCAUUCCCCGCCAUCUUCAGCUGGCGGUUCGCAAUGACGAGGAGCUCAAUAAACUCCUGGGCGGAGUCACCAUCGCUCAGGGCGGCGUGUUGCCAAACAUCCAAGCCGUGCUCCUGCCCAAGAAGACCGAGAAAGCCGCCAAGUCCAAGUAGAGCUGCGGCCACUAACCGCAACCUCAAAAUGGCUCUUUUAAGAGCCACACACCAGUUUCGCAAUGGGCAAGAUUCUGAAUGCAACUGUAAUGCAGUUAUCAUAGAUAACAGUAUGUAGUUCCACCCUAUGUGUGUUCACUACUUCGCUUAGAAGAACGGGCAACCUCAAAGCCUUUAUGACGUUGCUUUAAAGCUUGCACUCAUAUGUGCAUUAGGCUAAAAGCCCGACAUAGUAAUAUAAAUUGAAGAACGAAAUUCUUCGAAUCUACUGCAUGUCCAACUUCAGGGUGGGGGCAGAUCUAGUUUGCUACAUGAUUUUAGUGGCCCCAUAAAUCAGUCAAAAAUAAAUGAAAUCUGAAAAAAUGUUUUAUUUUCUAAGA